AUCAAUGAUCUAACUAAAUCAAAAAUAAUCUACCAAUAUGACAACACAUUAAAAGUCAAACAAAUACUUCAUACAAAAAAAAAGUAAAAAUAUAAAAACCAUAAACAGAUCUACACCACGCUAACACUCACAUCUUGAAACCUAGGAUGGAGGAUGAGGACACAGAUUACUUGCCGCCGCCAAACAUCAACAGCUUGAGUAUACCGAAUGAUCCGGUCCUGCUGGCCGUGUAUGAGCUUUACAAGCCGCCCCUGACCGCCAACCGGAAUUUGAUCUCGGAGCGCAAUCGAGAAACCUUCGCAGAGGCGUUUAAUGAUACCGACCAAGUGCCCACUUUGGCGGAUCUGUGCGUCCGACAGAUGGCUAAACGUGGCAAUGCCGACGUGUCCGACGCCGUGCGCCUAGAUCCGCGAAAGAUGCGCGUCCACUACGACUCACUCGAUGUGGAAGUGCCUCUGCGCGAGUGCUACUUCGUGGAGGACGCCAGCUUCUGGAGGCGGGUGGUCCUAGCUAAGAGUUCCGAGACAUGCCUUGCACUGAAGAGUUUGCAGGAUUACGACUGGCGCGGCAAGGGACUGAGCCUGAAGUACGUGGAGCUGGUGGAGGCCUGUCCGGCUGCCCUUUGGCCAGAGCAAGAUAUGACCGAACUGGCCGCGCUGAUAAAGGAUCACGUGCGCUCCAUGGACAUUCGGCACCUGCAGCCGCCGUCGGAGUAUGCCUUUCGGAAAGCAGAACGUGAGGAAGACGAUUUGGAGCCGGAUAUAACCUCCGAGGAGUCUGGUAGCAUGGAAAUUUCCAGUGACGAGCCAAUGACACCCGAAGACGGCGAGGAGGAGGGGGAGGAAGAAGAGGGGGACGCAGGUUCCACCACGCGUGCAGAGAAAAAAGCUAUUGGAUUCAACACAUCAUUUAAGAUAAACUUUUCCGGCGAUGAAGAUGACUCCGACAACGAGCGUCGCAAACGUCGACAUGAACGGAACGUCGCCCGCCAACGAUUGCGGGAUCUAAAGGCGGCCAGGGAUGCGGAGCACGAGGAGCGCAGGCGACGUCGUUCCGCGAUGCGAAAGCCCAAGGAGCCAGAACCCAAAAAGAAGAAGAAGCGAAGGCAGCGAAUAAAGGGAGCCUUCGAUAUCCGCGUAGAGCCGGAACCGGACGAUGGCGAUGACAGGGUUUUGGACAAACGCAACAAGCAGAGGUAUCUGGCGCAUCUAAAACAAGUGAAAUAUCCGGAAGAGGACUGCACCCACAUCGAUCUAAGCUUUCUACGUCACUUUGUCAACCUGGUAUCGCUGAACUUGGAGUUCCUCGGUCCGGCUUUGGGUAGGAAGUACCACGAGCGGAACGCGCUCUUUUCGAUCAAGGACAUGAUUCGUCUGGCUAGAGGAUUGGUGGCACUGCAGCAGCUGCAGGUCUUCCGGUUUCGAAACAGCCGACUGAGUACCUUCAAGCUAUAUACCGUGUGCCGAGCGCUGCGCACGUUGCCCUUGCUGGAGUUGGUGGACUUUGGGUACAACCAGAUGACUGACGACUGUGGUCCCGAGUUGGGAAGUCUGGUGGAGCGGCUUUGCAUGCUAAAGUCCCUAGAGCUGGAGUACAAUCGACUGGAUACGCGCGCCAUGUCGGCCAUCGGAGCGGCACUGCAGCGAUCGAAUCUCUCCAGACUGGAGUAUUUGGGUUUGGCCCACAACAAGUUAAGCGGGGACUCUCUGUCCAUCUUGUGCAACGGCAUCAAGGACACCGAGCACGUGGAGGAGCUUGAUGUGUCCGGUAUCGAGGCGAAUCCUCGGACAGUUGUGGACCAAAUAGGCUAUCUUCUGCGGCAUCACGAACCGCUUCGUCGGCUGAAAAUGGUGGCCAUUCCUUUAGGCUCGAAGCUGGGCAUAAAGCUUAUAUGUGCCCUGGUCGUUAACAAGAAUGUUACCCAAUUUGACUGUCGGGACUGCGACUUGGACGAGAAAGAAGAGUUUGAGGCAAACGUGGCAGUCAGGCGGAAUAUCUAUGGCGAAAACAGCUUCGUCACGGAUACGAAGCGCUUCCCCAGCAUCGCCGAUGUGUUGGAGUUCGCCAAGACGCUGAAGCAUCCGAUGGUGCAGAAGGUAGAAAACGACAUGGCGAAGAGGAAGGAGUGCUUGCCCUACUGCCCGACUCCAACGCCAAGUGUCCGUAGCCUCCCGGCACAGUCGCUGGUGGCGGAGGAGUCGGAGUACGAUAUUUGGCAGAUGCUUGGCAUCACGAAAAAAGUGACCAAGGACGACUCUCCAGUCGAAGAGCUAGUGAAAAAACAGAGUUCAGUGUCGGUGAUCAAGGAGCCCUUUGUCUACAAACCCAACGAAUUCAACAUGGAGGAGUUCCGAGCCCACGUUUUGCUGCCGGGGCCGAGCAACCGGCACUCCUACUUCAUGAAGGAAAGGCGAAUGGAUUACUAAUCUGUUCGCGGACAUUGGUAUUCUCAUCCAAAUUGAAUGUUUAAACAAUCGACAAGAAGACAAUAAAUCUCCUAUUAAAAACCAGAA
Messenger RNA from Drosophila santomea, 2513 nucleotides. RefSeq lists its product as uncharacterized. The record is from RefSeq and is a predicted model, not a curated record. Lineage: Eukaryota; Metazoa; Arthropoda; Insecta; Diptera; Drosophilidae. The transcript has a single exon. The coding region runs from base 147 to 2426 and encodes 759 amino acids.